Molecule: messenger RNA, 1129 nt
Organism: Dimorphilus gyrociliatus
Lineage: Eukaryota; Metazoa; Annelida; Polychaeta; Dinophilidae
Source: the annotation of a GenBank genome assembly
CAAAUGAUAGCCGAAAGAUUACUCAAUAACACCGAUUUCCCGUCGUUUUUUAUUAAUUUUCGCCCGAUAGCUGGAAAAUCAAGCGAUGGCAACCACCAAAAAAGAUUUAGGAAUUGAUUCUCUCUUGGAUGAUUUAAAUGAAAAAUUCGAAGUUAAUCAAAUAAAAAAUAGCAUUUAUGCUCCUCAUCCAACCUUUCAGAAUUUAUAUAAAUCAAAACCAUCCCGUUCCGAUCAAGAGUCUCGAAGGAAGAAGGCUCUUGAAAUUCAGAGAAAAAAAAGGGCUGACACACUUAAUAAUUUGAGAUGCCUUGUAGAAGGGUCAUGGGAUGGUAUGGACACAACAGAAGAAAGUGAAGAUGAUGAAUACAAACCCGGUAGAUUCUAUAAAAAUCAGCUAAUGCUUUCAGAGUGGUUAAUAGAUGUACCGGAGAACUUCCAAGAUAAUUUUAUAAUGGUGGCUUGUCCAACUGGUAAAAGAGUCCUAGUUGUUGCUGCAAAAGGGAAAACAAAAGUUUUCUCAAAGAGUGGUAGAAAAAUUCUGGGCGAUUUUCCAUCAGAGUUACCGGGAGGAAAUGUAAGACAAUCUUCUGUUCAUUUUGGUAAAACAGAGACUGUGCUCGAUUGCAUAUUUAAUGAGGCACUUAGAACAUUCUUCAUUUUGGAUUUAAUGUGCUGGUCUUCGCAUCCAAUAUACGAUUCAGAGACGGAGUUUAGAUUUUAUUGGUUGAAAACGAAAUACGAAGAGGAAGGGGGAAAUUUAAAUACCAUGUCAAAAUACAAUAAGUUCAGAUUUGUAAAUGCCAAUCGAUGUGAUUGUUCAAAGGAAAGUAUUGAAAAAUUAAUGGUAUCUACCACUAGGGAAGAAUCUCAUUUUUUUGAUGGAUUACUCUUUUACCAUAAGGAAGCGUUAUAUACUUUUGGCACGACGCCUCUAGUUGGCUGGUUGAAGCCUUUCAUGAUAACUGAAAUUUUAAAAGUCACUAUUCCUGAUUAUUUUCAACCUGUGCAACUUGUGACUCAAUCAGAAUUUAUAAGAGACUAUCAAAAUGACAGACAAGAAAGAAUUGAAAAGAAUAAGGAAAAGCAGAAACGAAGAAAGGAUAAAGAGCAUAGCAUAGACCAAUCUUGA